Syngnathus acus (greater pipefish) is the source of this 2724-nucleotide messenger RNA. RefSeq names its product phosphatidylinositol-4-phosphate 5-kinase, type I, beta b (gene pip5k1bb). Gene Ontology annotation, biological process: phosphatidylinositol metabolic process. Gene Ontology annotation, molecular function: phosphatidylinositol kinase activity. Lineage: Eukaryota; Metazoa; Chordata; Actinopteri; Syngnathiformes; Syngnathidae. The record is from RefSeq and is a predicted model, not a curated record. The transcript has 15 exons. The coding region runs from base 324 to 1901 and encodes 525 amino acids.
CGCACGCACGCACACACGCACAGUGGUCAUCCUGCCUGCUGUUAUCGCAGGAGUAGUUUGUGCCCAGUAGUAGUUGAGUCAGACGCGUUGGACGCACGCCGCAUUUGAGUUUAUUGAUAUUUUUGCGGACUUGACUGCAGCAAAACGUAGCUGCACCGCCGAGCAAAAAAGAAAACAUUUUUUCCCCCGACUCGUCUGCUCCGGAAAGAGGUCGACUAGCAGGUUCCUGACAUACUACAUCUCAACAGUGGAUAAUCAUUCAAGCCGGCAAUCAAGAGAUGUUGCCGUAAUGUCUGUUUAAUGGAGGCUUUUCUUUAAGCAAGAUGUCAACCACUACGGAAAAUGGGAUCGGGGGAGCUUGGAGUUCUAACAGAGAGAAAACAUACAAAAAGACGACGUCAUCGGCCUUAAAGGGAGCCAUUCAGCUGGGCAUCGGCUACACGGUUGGAAACCUCACCUCAAAACCUGACAGAGAUGUGCUUAUGCAAGACUUCUAUGUGGUGGAGAGUGUCUUUCUGCCCAGUGAAGGAAGCAACUUGACCCCAGCACAUCAUUAUCCUGACUUUCGCUUCAAGACUUAUGCACCACUGGCCUUCCGCUACUUUAGGGACCUGUUCGGCAUCAAACCCGACGACUACCUGUACUCAUUAGUCAAUGAGCCUCUAAUUGAGCUGACCAACCCCGGAGCCAGUGGAUCUCUCUUCUACUUAACCAGUGAUGAUGAGUUCAUCAUUAAAACAGUCCAGCACAAAGAGGCAAAAUUCCUCCAGAGGUUACUUCCUGGUUACUAUAUGAACCUGAACCAGAACCCACGCACCUUACUCCCCAAAUUUUACGGACUGUACUGUAUCCAGUCGGGAGGCAUCAACAUCCGCCUGGUGGUCAUGAACAACGUGCUGCCUCGCUCGGUUAAAAUGCACUACAAGUACGAUCUGAAAGGAUCGACGUACAAAAGACGAGCGUCCAGGAAGGAGAGAGAGAAAGCCAGCCCGACCUUCAAAGACCUGGACUUCCAGGACAUGCACGAAGGCCUUUACUUUGACGCGGAGACCUACGCCAAUCUGAUGAAGACUCUGCAAAGAGACUGCCGGGUGCUGGAGAGUUUUAAGAUCAUGGACUACAGCUUGCUACUGGGUGUCCACAUCCUGGACCAGAACCAGAGAGAAGGGCUUGAGCAAGGCCAGGCGGGGGGCGACCGAUCCAGGCCUGUGGGCCAAAGGGUUCUCUACUCCACCGCCUUGGAGUCCAUCCAAGGAGACGGCAAGGCGGCCGAAGUCCUUACCACAGAUGACACCAUGGGUGGCAUCCCCGCCAAAACACACAAAGAAGACAAGCUGCUCAUCUUCCUUGGCAUCAUAGACAUUCUGCAGUCAUAUAGAUUCAUAAAGAAGUUGGAACACUCAUGGAAAGCUCUGGUGUAUGAUGGCGAUUCCGUGUCAGUGCACCGGCCCGGUUUCUAUGCCAGCCGCUUUCUCAAGUUCAUGAGCACUCGGGUCUUCAGGAAGACUCAGCAGAUUCGAUUUUCCCCUUCAAAGAGGACUCGCACAUCAAUCCACGCUCUGAAGUCGUCCUCUCAGGAGAUCCUUUCAUCGCAGGUGGAUGAGAGGGACGAGGACAAGAGCACGGGGGAGCGGCGGUGGGGGGCUCGCAGUCUGGCGAGUCUGGAUGGACAAGCUGUGUUUGGUUCAUACCUGCAUCCUGAGCUGGUCCCCGCUAACUCGUCUUACUUCAAGGACUCCUCCAUGGUCGGGGUGGACAACCAAACAGAUGAAAGAGAGGACGCUGGGUCCAGCUCCACCUUCACCUUGGAGGACAGUGCCAUAUGCCUGACCUCUGAGCAUAGCACCAUGGACGUGGAUAUGGACCGUGAUGACGGAUCGGUUCUUGAUGUCUAUUUGUGAUCCAAGAAUAUUUGGACCUGCCACAUGCUACAAUCUCAACCUCCAUUUUGUUAUGCUGCUGCUGCAGUCAUGUUGCCACUUUUAUCUCCAACACGAGAGGUUGACAGCAAAGCGACAUCACCUGAAUGGACAUGUGUGACAUCACACCGAGUGAUGAAGACACUUUACGCCGUUACGUUUCAUGUAUCUUACCAUGGCCUCCACAGCAAUCUGCUCUACAGUAUAUUUAUCUACUAUAUAUUUUAUUCUGCUGAAUAGAAAGCCUUUUUUUCCAGUUCCGCUAGUUUCUGAUCUGAUGAGAAAUGUUUACAGUGGAGCCAUGGUGGCAGGAGAGAUGCUCAGAAGGUCUGAGGCGAAAGCAGCCCAUGAAAGCCAAGGCGUGGAAAAUGAGGAAGGCUGCUCCCUCUCCUGAAGAAAAAAAAAACCCAAUUAUGUUUGGACUCCUGUAAUAAGAGAUGAUUCAUAAGCAGGGCGGAGUGGCUCACAUGAGCGCAAACUCGGAAGCGCAAAAUCAUGCACUUUCCCUCUGGACGCCCGAUUGUGCUCAGUGACCUUGUAGGUCAUUUUAAUAGUUUUGUUUGUAUCAUUGAAGGUCAUUUCAUACUGCAAUGCAUCCUCUUACAAAUCUUACAUCACGAUGCUGUCCAAUAACUCACCCUGAUUUAUUUCCAACUAUAAAUGUUGAAUCCCUGGAUCUUGUGAGUCGAUGCCAUAAUUUAUUAUAUGAAUCAACAUUUUACCAUUUGCUGAGAAGAAUAAAUCACAUUAAGACAAUGCCUAUUUAUAAAGGAGACCGCUCUGAAUAAAAUGACAUCAACGAUCA